Molecule: messenger RNA, 1994 nt
Organism: Diachasmimorpha longicaudata
Lineage: Eukaryota; Metazoa; Arthropoda; Insecta; Hymenoptera; Braconidae
Gene: PIG-Q
Product: Phosphatidylinositol glycan anchor biosynthesis class Q
Exons: 6
Coding region: 277-1854 (525 amino acids)
Biological process (GO): GPI anchor biosynthetic process
Cellular component (GO): membrane; endoplasmic reticulum
Source: RefSeq, a predicted model, not a curated record
UGUGAAUGGGCGACUGUCGUAUCGGCAGUGAACACGUGUGCUUGGUUAAUUAAUUAUUGGUUGUUGUUCGAGGACUUGGAACGGAAUAUCGAUCGUUUGUUAUUAUUUAAUAGCUUAUUUGGUGAAGAAUUGCUCAAGAGAAGUUCCAUUCCACGUAUUGAAUCACUCUCACUGACUUCAAACAUGAAUUUUGUCCAUUAAAAGCCUCCUGACCUCGAUGGGUUUGGCCUCAAUCGUUGAUUAGCCAUCGCAGAGGCUUCGAAACCUCACUUUCAGAUGAACAAAACAAUGAAGUCGCUUUUAGUGUUCAUCCCCAGGAACUUCUGCAUCGAAUCUCCUGGAUAUAUAAAAGGAAAAGUUGUUUAUGACCAGGAGAGUGAGAGCAAGAAAUUCUACAUAAUUGGAACACAAUCACCCUCUCGAGGAACUCCAAAAAUCCAUUCCGACCUGAUUGGAUAUUAUUCCAAUUCCAAUGAGGUAUCCAAGGUCGAUAAGCGAAUGUGCGACUGGAUAGAGAUCUCCUCGACACCCUCAAAGGGUAAAAAAUCAAACGAUUAUUAUUUAAAAAGUGUGACUGUGGACAAUCAGAGGAUAGAAAUGACCCUGAAUACGCAGCACACUGUCAAAAUAAUUUACGAUCAGGUGGGACUGUUGAAGGCCGAGUUAUUCGGGAGUGAUGAUCAUCCGGGUAAUCACUUCCUGGAACUGAAGGACAUCCUCGAGAGGAGGAAGAUCGAAGUUCAGGCAAAAGGGGUUUUUGUGGGGAUUAUGGAGAGUCUCCUCAUGUACACGCUUUCAUGCUUCAUGUAUCCUGUGACGUUUCUUGGGGAGGUAACCAAUAAGUUAAUGCCUGUACUCAAGUACUCCACUCUGGGACUCCAUGUCAAUGGGUGGCUGGAGAACACCAAGUGGAUGUUGGCUACCGUCAUUCAGGAGAGGAGAGUCAACUUGAAAACUAGGAAUCAUAUUUUAGCUACAAUGUUUGAUGUAACAUUGGGAGUGAUGGCUUUAAGAUUACUUCUGCAUUAUAUUGGGGGAAUACCACCGUCGCAUAUUUUACUGGAUAAUGCUGAGAAAGUCGUUGAAUCAUUGAAGAGUCUCUUCCACUGGCUGAUGGGCUCACCAGCAGGACUAAAAUUGAAUCACUCCUUCAACAAAAUGUUGGGAAAAUUCUUCCUCUAUCACAUUCACCUUUGGUGGACAUUCCUAGUCUCAAUAAAACCAGUCAUGGAUUUUUUCUUCGAAGUACUACUCUUGUUUGGUAGAUUGGGAAUAACAUUCCAAAUAUCAAUCGCUGCUGAUCUUCUGGCACUUGUCAGCUUCCACACCUAUUGUAUCUAUAUUUACGCAGCUAGACUAUUCAAUAUUCAAAUACGAGGCUUAACAGCUCUGUUUCGCCUCUUCCUUGGCAAGAAGAGAAAUCCGCUGAGAGAACGCGUUGACUCUUGUCAGUAUCAGGCUGAUCAACUAUUCGUUGGAACUCUUUUAUUCACUAUUAUUUUAUUUCUCAUGCCGACCACGUGGGUUUACUACUCAGUUUUCACUACAUUGAGGUUAAUCCUCAUCGGUCUCGGAGGAUUUCUCACGAGACUACGGUUUUACCUUCAAGUGAUUCCUGCUUAUACCUUCUUCUGCUGGGUCUUUCGAUCCAGAAGCACAAACAGCUCAGUAAAAUUGCUGAUGAAAUCCAGGGAUAAUACCGGUGCAAUAACUUUGCUGAUGACAACUGUAGCUGCAUCUUGGAGAGACACCUGGAAACGAUGCAUUCCAGAUACCCUCAUCUAUCAUCCUUCCAUAGAGUGGGGAGUGAUUGUGAAUAAUAUAUUCUGGGGUCAAUUGCUUUAUCCUUUGUAAAUGAAUGAACUCAAUUUAAUUGAUUCAUUUAAUCGAAUGGGUUGAUUCCAUCAAUUAAAUUAAUCCGUGAUGAACAAAAAUGAAAAGAUCCAAUGCAAAUUGAAUAAAUAAAUGCAUUAUUUUGUAUUAUUAGCACAUGA